Messenger RNA from Aspergillus sclerotioniger CBS 115572, 2050 nucleotides. It is a transcript of the gene ugd1, whose product is annotated as UDP-glucose dehydrogenase. Bases 135 to 1967 code for a protein of 610 amino acids. The transcript has 2 exons. Lineage: Eukaryota; Fungi; Ascomycota; Eurotiomycetes; Eurotiales; Aspergillaceae. Gene Ontology annotation, biological process: polysaccharide biosynthetic process; glycosaminoglycan biosynthetic process. Gene Ontology annotation, cellular component: nucleus; cytosol. Gene Ontology annotation, molecular function: NAD binding; UDP-glucose 6-dehydrogenase activity. The record is from RefSeq and is a predicted model, not a curated record.
CUGCUGAGGGAUGACCUUGCAGUGCCAGGUGCGGGGAGAUGCUUAUACGCCCCUCUUCUCCUGCCUCUCCCUAGAUAGAUCUACGUGUGAGGGCGGAUAUUUUCCGGACGGUUACACCAGAGCACCCAGUCGUAAUGGAUGUCGCUUCUUCGCCACGGAGCUCCCUUGAAUGGAGCUUGGAUGACAGCUCGACUUGUCCGACCACUGCGGCGUCGAGUCCGUUGUUUCGCGCUGCAAAGAUAGACGAUGUGGUGCAUUCCUCGCCUGAUGCAGCGAGCGCCGGCUCGCAACUCUUGUCGGACGACCGCGUCAAGAGCGUAUGUGUAGUGGGUGCAGGAUACGUCGGUAGGCUUCUGAGAUGCACUGUUCGUUUUCGUGAUGAAACUAAUUCUACAGGCGGACCUACGGCCGCGAUUCUCGCCCUGUAUAAUCCAUCUGUCGAGGUGACGGUGCUAGACCGAGACCCACGUCGCAUCCAAAGCUGGAAGUCAUCCCAUCUGCCGGUACAUGAACCCACUCUGUACAAUGUAGUUCGGGCUACGCGUGAUGGCUCCGAUGUCGCGGAUGCGAACGAGGCGUACUCGAGACGACAGCCCAAUCUGUUCUUCACGUGCGACUCGACGGCCAUUGCUCAAGCCGAUAUGGUGUUUCUAGCGGUGAACACGCCUACCAAGACAUUCGGUCUGGGCGCGGGCAGAGCUACCGACAUGACUGCGGUCGAUGGGGCCGUGCAGGAGAUUGCGCUGCAUGCAAAGCCGGGGGCAACUGUUGUAGAGAAGAGCACUGUGCCGUGUGGAACGGCAGAGAGGGUGCGACAAAUGUUAACCACCCUGCGCCCCGGUGUUCCGUUCGAAGUGCUCUCAAACCCCGAGUUCCUAUCCGAAGGCUCAGCCAUUGAGAACCUCGUCAGCCCGGACCGCGUCCUCAUCGGUUCCUCUGGAACCCAGUCUGGUCGCCGUGCUGCCCGCAUGCUGGCACAUUUAUACGCAUCCUGGGUGUCGCCCGCUCGGAUCCUCCAGGUCAACGCAUGGUCGUCGGAGCUGGCGAAGCUCGUCGCUAACGCGAUGCUGGCGCAGCGCAUCAGCAGCAUCAACUCGAUCAGCGCCAUCUGUGAGAAGACCGGGGCGGAAGUCGACCAGGUGGCUCGCGCCAUUGGCAUGGACGCGCGGAUCGGAUCCCAGUUCUUGAAAGCGGGAGUCGGGUUCGGAGGGUCCUGCUUCCGCAAGGACAUUGCCAGUCUGGCAUACUUGGCCGAGUCGCUAGGAUUAGAAGAAGUGGCACACUACUGGCGCCAGGUCAACGCUAUGAACGAGUACCAGUGCGUGCGGUUUGCACGGCGAGUCAUCGAACGGUUCGAUGGCAAUUUGACCGGCCGAAAGAUCGCCGUGCUAGGGUUUGCAUUCAAGAAGGACACGGGAGAUACACGUGAGUCUCCUGUUGUCGACGUGAUCCGGUUGCUACUGGAGGAGCGGCCCGCGGAGAUAGCCAUCUUCGAUCUGUUCUGCCACGAGGAGGACAUCCUGCGAGAACUCGAAGCUGCCUGCGGUGCUGAGAUGGUCUCUACGAGGGUGAAGAUCCUGACCGAUCCAUACCUGGCUUGCUCGCAGGCGCACGCGGUCCUCGUGAUGACCGACUGCGACCAGUUCAAGAACGGCCGGAAGCGCACGGGGUCACGCUCUGAUUCCGACGCGUAUGAGAGUCUUGACGAGAUGUUAUCUCCCGCGCCUAAGGACGAUACAUGGGUGUUCCAUAGGAUGACCUACCGACUGACACCGCAGGAUGUCUGCGGUGAUGACUGCACAGCAUGCCGGUCCCGGGCUCCACGGGUGGCCAGCGAGCCAUUGGAGUGGGCGCGCAUCGCAUACAAUUUGAAAGAUCCGAAAUGGGUGUUUGACGGCCGGGGGUGUCUGGACGGAAAAGAACUGCAGAAGCUGGGGGUCGAGGUUGAGGCUAUUGGACGGAGAUGAUGCCUUCACUGCACUGCACUAAUCCAUCAUUCCCAGCACCACAAUACAAACUGAACAUAUAAUUACCUAAAUACACUCAUUAC